CUGUUUUGUGUGCGUGUGCAUGUGAGAAAGCGACAGCUAGUGGGAGGCAAGCUUUGUGUGGAGAAACAGAAUGAACGCGCAUUAGAUGCUGUUAUUUUAAGCUUGGGUAUUUAUCCGCUUGUUUAAUAUCGCUUUCUGUACGUAUAUGAAGCGAUAUUUUACGGCUUUAGCAUCGAGAGAGGUUUCCACCUCUUAUGGCAACAUCGGCAUAUCAUAUUAUCAUCAUCAUCACCUCCGCAAGGAAAUAACGGGCAGGGCUGCUGGUAUAUUUAUUUAUUUCUCCCUCAUGAGUCCUGCAACGUUUGUGGGAAACGCGAUCGAGCCAGCCAGAGAUAUUUUACUGAUCAUGGAUUAAUGGUUGCGUGAGCUGUAUAUGAAAGGCUUCCAAUGCUGAAUAUGUCAACUCCCAGCGACCUCAAGUCUACCUGCGUGACACGGAACGGCAUGGUCAAGCUGCCCCCCCAGCCCAACGGCCUCGGUUCAGCCAGCAUCACCAAAGGCACUCCAGCUGCCAAGAAUCGCCUGUGCCAGUCCUCCUCUGUGCCCACCAUCUUGCCUCCCCCCAGCCUCCCCUAUCACCUUGAACCCCUGCCCACAGCAGCCUCGCUGCUGGGCCCCGACCUGGACACAAGCCCUGUGACUGCCAUCAAACCUCCCCUGAGGCAAUUCCCCAAACCCCUGCUGGAGAGGCAGCUGGUGUUGGACGAGAAGGUGCUGAACCGGCUGUUAUGGUACUUUACCACGGCCGAAAAGUGCAUUCUAGCCCAGGUGUGCAAGACGUGGAGGAAGGUGCUCUACCAGCCCAAGUUCUGGGAAGGUGUGACACCCAUCCUGCAUGCCAAGGAACUCUACGCUAUUCUGCCCAAUGGAGAGAAGGAGUUUGUUAGCCUCCAGGCUUUCGCUCUAAGAGGCUUUCAGGCAUUCUGCCUGGUUGGCGUCUCUGAUUUGGACAUUUGCGAAUUCAUCGACAACUAUCCGCUGUCAAAGAAGGGAGUCAAGUCUGUCAGUCUUAAGAGGUCGACUAUAACAGAUGCAGGACUUGAGGUGAUGCUGGAGCAGAUGCAGGGGCUAAUGCACCUGGAACUCUCCGGCUGCAAUGACUUCACAGAAGCAGGCCUGUGGUCCAGCCUGAACGCCCGGCUGACUUCUCUCAGCGUAAGCGACUGUAUCAACGUAGCCGAUGAUGCCAUCGCUGCCAUUUCCCAGCUCCUUCCCAACCUGUCAGAGCUCAGCUUGCAGGCCUACCACGUGACAGACACAGCCAUGGCCUACUUUACAGCCAAGCAGGGCUACACCACCCACACGUUGCGCUUGAACUCCUGCUGGGAGAUCACCAACCAUGGCGUGGUCAACAUGGUGCACAGCCUGCCCAACCUCACCUCCCUUAGCCUGUCGGGUUGCUCGAAGAUCACAGAUGAUGGUGUAGAACUGGUCGCUGAGAAUCUGAGGAAGCUCAGGAGCCUGGAUCUGUCCUGGUGCCCACGCAUCACUGACAUGGCCCUGGAGUACAUCGCCUGCGACCUGCACAAGCUGGAGGAGUUGGUUCUGGACCGAUGUGUGAGGAUCACAGAUACAGGCCUGGGUUAUUUAUCCACCAUGUCCACAUUGAGAAGUCUUUAUCUGCGCUGGUGCUGUCAGGUCCAGGACUUCGGAUUACAGCAUCUUUAUGGCAUGAGGAGUCUUCGCCUUCUUUCUCUAGCAGGCUGCCCUCUGCUGACCACCACCGGCCUAUCAGGCCUGAUUCAGCUCCAGGACCUGGAGGAGCUCGAACUGACCAACUGCCCCGGCGCCACAGCCGAACUCUUCAAAUACUACUCCCAGCAUCUGCCGCGCUGCAUGGUCAUCGAGUAGAGCGAGAGUUUCACGUGUGCGCCGGCACCCUCCACAUCACCAAAACUUCCUCCUUAAAGACUGAUGAUAUACCCAACUUCAUCCUGGACCCACGGGGAGAACUGACAAAGAGAAUUUUUCCGGAGGGGUGAAAAGGGAUCGACGCGGAAGACGUAGAGAGGAAAUGUGACGAAAGGUCGAAGCGGGCCUUGACUGAUGAUGAGCGAGAACGAAAAUGUACAAAUCGCGGCGGGACAGAAGCUUGAUCUUUCAUUCAAUAACAUGAACCCCAACACAUACAUGAAACAUGUCCCUCUGAGAGACUGGCUUCCAUGUCUCAUCAUACUGUUUUAUCUUAAAGUGAAGAAGGUUACUGCUAGCUGUUGAAGAUAAAGAGAGGGGAACCAAUAAAUAAAAGGGAAACGUGUGAGUUAAAGGAGCCACUGCAACAGGGUCUCUUCGCUUUGUCCAGCGGCGCUCCUCUCGCGUGGUGCUGCCUCCAUCUCUGUGUCUUAUCAAAACAAAAACUUUCGAGAUGAACAGCUAUGUAGAUUCACAUCAACGCUACUUGUUUAUUGUCAUGCGUUUCUCUUUCGUCUUUGUUUAAAUAUUAUUUUUUUAAGUAUUAUUUUUGAUGAUAAGGAUUACUGUGAAACAUUUACGGUACGCGAUGGAGGUUUCAGGCGCUUUCAAUAAGAUGGAAAUCCAGGUACGGUAUGACUCAAGAGGUACUGUUUAUUUUGAAAGGAACGAUCUGGAUGCAUUUUUGUCCAGCGGAAAGAUAUUUUCAGGUAUUUCGAGUCCAGUUUUUCGGGAACGGAAGGGAAAGAGCAGCUUUUACAUUUUUACUGUGGUUCAGAGGGACUGUGGUUUGUACAAUAGAGAUAGCUCGGCUUUUUCAUUCAUCUGCUUUCUUUUAAUUCCAUUUUGAUGUCAAUUGAUAUUAGUGGCUAAUGUGCAGGUUUCCAUAUUAAUCCUGAUUCAAAUGAAGAUGAGAUCUCCGGGUGAUCCCAUAAUGCAGUGGAUGACACACAGACUGAUGCUUAUAUGUCACCAGGCCAAAUCAUUUUAACAGCGGACAGCAUGGCAUUUCUAUUAAACUAUGAGCACACCGUCUCUUUUAGCCCAGUGUAAAUGAGUGCAUUCGCUUUUAAAUACAUCUCAUGGAUACGGUUUACAAAGAUUUGCAUUGCAUUGACAUCAAACAUCCCACACAAGCUUAUUACAAUGCUUCCCCAUUAAGCAAUAUCCAUCCAUCAGCUUUUAGAUUCGUAACACGUCUUAUUAUGUGUUACAGGCAGGUACUGUAGUUGUUCAUCCGUGAUGCCUACCUCAUUCAACCAUGGGGUAUGUAAAAUACAGGUAUGCAGGGAAAUUUACAGAAAUUAGCCAUUUGUCCUGUUUUAACCGAGACCUCCACCCACCAACCCUGCGUUUGUCCUCUCAGGAGUUUAUCAUGCUGCUCAGUCCAUCUUUGUUGAGUCUGCUGUGUUAUAGAUUGUGUAGAUACUGUUUCAACUAAUAAGGAGUUUUGGAUUUGGCAAAUAAUUGACUUAAACACUAAAUAGGUAAAUGUGUUUACAUCUGAAUAUACUGCGCAUUAGUUGUGCUGUUGUUGUUCUUUGAGAAAUUGUACAGAAAACGUUUCAGCUCAAUGACAAACACCACUGGGUUUUCAAACACACAGCUUAUCUCUCGCCCCAUAAAGGUGUGGUGAACAAAAACAAAAGCUUUCCCCCUGGCACUGAUGAGGUGAGGAUAAAUCCAACAUUUGCCGUUUUCAAAGUGGACACUAUCCCACCCCACCCUAAAUCCUCUAGGCUUUAAAGAUAAAAAGCUGUAAGACACAUUAACAUAAACAUUAACACUUACUUUAAACAGCUGAUCUCUCUUCAUGUAUAUAGUGGCCUCUUAAAAGAAGGGCUCGUGGCUAAACGGCAAUCCGGAAAGACCCGGGAGGCUCUUGAUCUCAGACUUUAUUUAUGUUUGAAAUUGCUACGUAUUUAUUUGCUUUUACUUAUCAUAGUGGGUUAAUUUAUUGACAAUUGCACAUAUUUAUUUAUUUAUUAAACUUUAAGUGAUUGUUUGGUUCGAGGUUUUGGUUGUUUUUGGAAGCGGAGGACACAGGGAGCUGCAGGGAAGUUGAUUUGUGAGCGAUGCGGAUUGCUAUGUCUUUCCCUUGUGUCUAUGUUUAAUGCCUGAUCUACUUUAACCCUUUCUUUUUGUUGUGUAACGUUGAGAGACACUGUCACAGUCCACUAACAGUGAUUUGGCAUUGAAUGUUCAAUAUUCUACAUCAGAUAGUUGUAGCCCUGUGUUCGGUGGCUUUGAUGCGUCUUGUUAACUUGCAGAAAACGUGUUGCAGUAUUUACAUUCACCCGUUGUCUUGUAAACAAGAGACCAGUUUGGCUAGGACGAGCCUUUCAUCCUUUAUGUAUCCAUUGAUGACAACCAGAACCAUUUCAGAUGAAAUAAAGAAGAGAGAAUUAUUAAUAAAUCACUAAGGCAUUGCAUAGUAUUUGAAGACAUAUAUAUAUGAGGAUAUUGUAUUAUAAAAGCUAUCAUUUUCAUUUCAAACCCAAGCUUCCCCCCUCUAUGGAAUGAGAUUUUUAUGCGUUGUUUUAUCCGUACACAAUAGAACCAUAAAUAUAUAAUAACUCAUGCACUAACCCCACUGUAAUCUGUAUAUAUAUAUCAAUAUGUUGAAAUCAUCUGUCAGGAGGUUAUAAAUGUUUCUUUGAGGUUGCCUGGCUCUUAUUGUGCACGUCUACACACUGCUCUUAUACAAAACAGACCGGGGCAGGUCAGCAGAGAAAUUGUACAGAGGGAAAGCGUGACUACCUUCAGAAAAGUGGCAAGAUAUGCAAAAAUGUCUUUAGCGAUGAAUUACAUCAGCAAUCGACAAGACUUCAGCUAGUUUAACUUUGUACAUUGAGCUAAUAUCAAAGACACGUUAAUACGGGCUACAUGCAAGAAUGUUAACAGAUGUUUAUUGUGUGUGUACAUUGGCAUUAAGUGGGCUGUGUGUGCAUUUGCCUGCUGGCUUCCUCGAAUGACCAAGGCAGGGUUGUUUAAGUCAAUACUGGUACUACUGUGUGAAUUUUGCUUUAUUGGAGAUAAAUCUGGUUGGCAGAUCUAGAGGGGUUCUGUCUGAUUUACACUGUAAAUUUAAACCAUUUUGAAAGCCAAUUUUCAUGAAUAGUGCUAUUCUAUUCUUGCUCUAUUAAAGAGUUUUACUAGCUUACCACAUCCAGCAGAGCGUGUUGGCAAUUUCUGUUCACCCUUUAGCUUGCUUUUAACUUGAAACGUCUGUCGCUUUUAGAAUCCAGACAGCAGACGACUCCGGGACGGAUCCGGUGCAGAUCCGGCCUGGAGUCGUCUGCUGUCUGGGAAUAAAUCAUUGUUUCCUCUUACUGUACUCAUCAGGAUUUGUUUUGAGGGGUUUUUUGAAGAAAAAUUUGAUCCAACAACAGAUAAAGAUAAACGGCUUAUCUAUUGAGGUUUUGUAUGUACUUGUACAUGUAAUACUUAUAUAUAUAUAUAUAUAUAUAUAAUAUUAGUAAUGCUUUUGACAUUCAUACAGGGUCAGUUACAAAUGACUUUUCUCCUGGUGCAAACACUUGGUCAGGUCGACUGUGGUUCAACAGCCUAUGAGCAAUGUUAGAUCUCUGCCUCCCACCGAUUAUAAUGUUUCAUUUCUUCGCCGUUUGAUUUCUUUGUUGUGACUUGGGCAUGUCACAAUUCACACUUCUUUAGGGUACUUUUUUUCUGUAAAUACUGUUGUAGUGGUUAAGUUGAAAUGAGAGAUAAACUAAAGUUUUAUGAACUCCAUCUCAUGGCUGCAGUGCCUUGUUGUUUUCAGUUGGUUGGUUCCAGUCUGCACCGUUUUAGUAAAAGUUGUACAAAAUAAGCAA
Paramisgurnus dabryanus is the source of this 5744-nucleotide messenger RNA. It is a transcript of the gene fbxl16, whose product is annotated as F-box and leucine-rich repeat protein 16. Gene Ontology annotation, molecular function: protein binding. The record is from RefSeq and is a predicted model, not a curated record. Gene Ontology annotation, biological process: SCF-dependent proteasomal ubiquitin-dependent protein catabolic process. Lineage: Eukaryota; Metazoa; Chordata; Actinopteri; Cypriniformes; Cobitidae. Gene Ontology annotation, cellular component: SCF ubiquitin ligase complex.